Poecilia latipinna (sailfin molly) is the source of this 3109-nucleotide messenger RNA. RefSeq lists its product as uncharacterized. Gene Ontology annotation, molecular function: protein binding; cytokine receptor activity. Gene Ontology annotation, biological process: cytokine-mediated signaling pathway. The record is from RefSeq and is a predicted model, not a curated record. NCBI's taxonomy places the organism in Eukaryota, Metazoa, Chordata, Actinopteri, Cyprinodontiformes, Poeciliidae. Gene Ontology annotation, cellular component: plasma membrane. Bases 286 to 1401 code for a protein of 371 amino acids. The transcript has 7 exons.
AUAGCGCUCCCAUUCAUGGUUUCUUUUCUCACCUUGCCCUCUAAGUGGAUCACUCAGCCUGCCCUCUCUUACAAAAUCAACCCGCCUUUAAUUGAGUCCUUAUCCCUCUCCUCCACCCCGUCCACCUUCCAGUCUCUCCCACAGCCACUUCUCCUGCCUCCUCCAUGGCUCUUCUUCACCGGUCCCAUUUCGAAGGGAGUCGCUGACCUCCGAUUCUCCGAGCUGCGCGUCGUUUGAGCUCAUCACAGCCUCGUGUUUCCUCGGCUCAGAGGUGGCACAGAGGCCAUGAGGCCGCAGCGUUUCCCACGGCGUGGAUUUGAAUUUGUGCUGUCUGUGAUGACUGUCCAACUCAUCGCAGGGUCGACUGGGUUAGUCUGCUACACCGCUGUGGAAUCGCUGGACUUAGGUUGCCUCCUGCGGUGGGAUUGUCCCCAUGCCAGUCCUAAUAUCACCUACACCGUGCAGACAAAGACUCAGGGGGAUCCGUGGCAGGACGUCCCGUGGUGCGUUUGGAUCUCCUCCCGGAGCUGCGACGUCUCCCAGGUCUUUUCUAACUUUGAGCUCUACAACAUGAUUCGCCUUGGAGUCCACCUCAGCCCCAGCUCCAUUGUUUGGAUUAAGCCACACAAGUUUGACUACAGCGACUUCACCUUCAGCCCUCCGUCCGUCUCCGUCUCUUGGAACAACGACAGCCUGUCUGUGAAGGUGCAGUUCCCCUGCGCUACCAGCAGGGGGUGCUCUCGUGACGUGUGUUGUCCCAUCUCGACGCUAAUAGACCCCUGGACCACCGUCACCGUGUUCAAUGAGCUCAACCGCUCAGACAACCAGAGCCGCACGGUUUGGACUCAGGAAGUGGUUUCCGUCGUCAAGUUCUCGGGUUUGUCUCCGGGUCAGAACUACUGUGCCGAGGCCAACUUCUCCUUCCCGACCUUCUCCAUGGCUGCUUCCCCCAAAUCCGCUCCGGGGUGUGUUGAAACUGGCUCCAGAUCAGGGAUGCUGCCGAUGCUGUGUCUUGGAACCAGUCUGUCCUUUGUGUUCCUUCUGUUAUUUCUCUUGGUGUUUCUGCGGAAACUCAGACGGGACCAACCGGCCCGCAACAAUCCACCCAAGGCCCUGGCAACUUCUCAGGACGCGGAGUCUUUGGCUCCCCCCGUCUGUGUCCCCGUCGAACCUUGUGACCCCUGUGACCCUUGUGACAUCCACCUGGAGCUAAUAGACGACCACGGCUCCGUCGACUGGAACGUAGAAAACAAAAGCUCAAGCCAACUUGUGCAUCGUGAUCCCAGCGGGGGUGUGGUAUGUUGUCACAAUGGAGGACAGAGGCAGAAAAAAGGCUUGGACUCUGGCGUAAGGAAUCCCACUUUGUCCCACUUCUAUGUGGAGACGUCAGAUGAAAACUGAAACGCCGAGACUUUUAAAAACGUUUUCCCCCCGCAUCGCUUCAGUACGCUCGCUUCACACUGGAUUAGGAACACCUCAUGAUCUCCCGGUCUCCCUACUUUGCCAGAAAUGUUUUCCACAGCUGCUUUUUCUGUGGAAACUUCCUACAACAGAGCGAGUUUCAUGGACCGCCAACAUCAGGAGAAAACACAUCCAGGAUUUACCUGAGUCUAGUUUCCGUCUUCUAAUCCAACAAAACUGGUGUCAAAACGUUUGAGCGGUAAAACAUUUUGCUUGUGCUGCUAUCAUUUAGAUAUUAAUAAAUAAAAGUUUCCAGCAGUCGUCGUCACCAUCUUCAAAAUCAAAAGCAGCACAAAUGAAAAUGUUUGCUGCACAAACGUAGCCGAGUUGUCAGAUGUAUUAAUUGUAAGCAUGGAGAGGAGGUUGACCUCUAAUGACCUCUGAUGACUUUUUUUAAUCAAAAUCUUUAGAACGAUAGCGGCACAAAUGAACCAAAGCCAGCACAAACGCAGCACAAACGCAGCACAAACAUUUGACACCCAUUUUGUUAGAUUCGGGUGACGUGGGUUGGCUGGUUGACCUGUUGACCUUUAAACUUUCACUAAUUUCUUCAAAGCAGAAGCAGCACAAACAAAACAUUUAUAUGAACAGGUAGAUGAGUUGACUGACACUGAUUUGAAAAAUGUUAGGGGUUUUUGUUGACCUUUUGUGACUUCAGGGAACAUUUAUUAACAUCUUUAAAAUGAUAGCAGCACAAACGACAAUCUUUGCUGCGCAAACCUUUGACAGAAAGAUAAAAGGAUGCAGAUGAAGGAGGUUUCUGCACAAAGUGCCUUCCUGAGUAAAUCUCUUUUUUUUUCUUUUUUUUUUUUUGAAGAAGAAACUCUCCACUUUGGUGAACCAGCCUAUGUACAAUUUGGAGGUGUGUUCGCUUCUCCACAUUUCAUAACCCUAUUCCUCCAGUAAUGUGGAACGCAGAGUGCAAAAUGAAGACUUUCUUGGUGACCUGUAGGUCUUCAGAAUGGAAAAUGACCCACACUUAUACUGCCAAAUCAGUUACAAAGUGGCCUGAGGACAACAAAGCCAAUGUCUGGGGGUGCUAUAGGCCUUCAACCAUUUGGUUUACUUUAACGCCGUGGCCCGGUUCUGGUCCAGGAAACACAUCUGUAAAUUCACUACUUGAUGUGUUUCAAUGACAAGACUCUAGGUUCACUUUACUGUAGAAGCUGCAUGAAUAUUUAAAACACAACGGUCAACAAUGACUCGUUUUACAUAAACCAGAUAAACGUCGCACUGAUUUUACUUUAGUUCAGACUUAAGAUUUGUUUAUUUCCAAUAUUUAAAGCACCUAAGCCCAUGUUUUUGCUACAUAUUGCCUAUGAUUAAACACAUGUAUGCCAUGUUGGCAGAAUUUGCUGUUGAAUGUUGCACUUUCUAUCAAAACGGAGUUCUGAAAGAACAUUGUAAUGUAAAGAAUUAUCUAAACCAGAGAGAAUAAGCAAGCGCUAAUCCAGAGCUGUUUUAAAACAGUUGUAAGAAGCAAUUCAUUUUUAAAGAGAUGCCUCUGAAACAGACUGGUGAUUUAUUCCCAGUCGUUCUUGAAUUUUGUUUUUCUUUUUUGACCGGAUGUUUCAGGUCAUGAUGUGUUCCAGUUUGAGACCUUUUGGUCUAUUUUACGUUUUUAGUUUCUAUUAAAGUUUAUUAAUGA